Molecule: messenger RNA, 3079 nt
Organism: Chanos chanos (milkfish)
Lineage: Eukaryota; Metazoa; Chordata; Actinopteri; Gonorynchiformes; Chanidae
Gene: sema4c
Product: sema domain, immunoglobulin domain (Ig), transmembrane domain (TM) and short cytoplasmic domain, (semaphorin) 4C
Exons: 15
Coding region: 291-2876 (861 amino acids)
Biological process (GO): neural crest cell migration; axon guidance; negative chemotaxis
Cellular component (GO): plasma membrane; synaptic vesicle membrane
Molecular function (GO): chemorepellent activity; semaphorin receptor binding
Source: RefSeq, a predicted model, not a curated record
ACGUGGAAUAGGUAUUCGGAGUGUUAAAGCAUCAUCAACACAGUUGCAAAUCUCCGUGGCGAAAGAAACAGGACCUCGUUUUAUUAUUAUUUUUUUCAUCGGUUUACACUCCCCACGGAGAACGAGUGACAGUUUGAAUAUUACAGUCACAACUGGUGUAAGGAGCAUCGCGCAACACUGCGCGCGACCUUAGGCUGCCACAGGCUUUCUACAACAUCUGUACUCCCUUGUCACUCAUCAUCCUCAUCCAAUCGGAGACCUCUGUAUUUGGAGAGAGCACAGCUGGAGAGAUGGGCGGGGCCAAGGUCCUGCUUCUGAUGCUUGUGAUUGGUUUGGAGGAGACGACCUGCGUCAACUGGAACCCAGUGCCACGCAAGACAGUUAAAUAUGAUGACGUGUACGACAGCAUGGCGAGAUUUGGGGUGGCGGGGGUGUGGAAUUACACCAUGCUGACCCUGGCGGAGCACGAGAGGGUUCUGUACGUUGGAGCGAGAGAGAACAUUUUCGCCCUGGACCCCAACGACAUCAGCAGGCAGCUCAGACCACCGAUUGAGUGGCCUGCCCCUCAGGAGAAGAAGAGAGAAUGUGCAGCGAAGGGCAAAAAUAACCAGACGGAGUGCUUCAACUACAUCCGUUUUCUGCAGACCUACAACCACACCCACCUCUACACGUGCGGGACCUACGCCUUUCAACCCAAAUGCACUUACAUUAAUGCUGAUCACUUUACUCUCAACGCCGCCGCCCUGGAGGACGGAAAAGGGAAAUGUCCCUACGACCCAUCCAAGAGCCACACGGGUCUCAUCGUAGAUAAGGAGCUGUACUCUGCCACCCUGUAUAACUUCCUGGGCACAGAGCCAGUCAUUCUGAGAAACCUGGGCCAACAGCACUACAGCAUGAAGACUGAAUUCCUACCUACAUGGCUCAAUGAGCCGAAUUUUGUGGGCUCAGCAGUGGUCCGUGAGAGCAGGAACAGUAAAGAGGGGGAUGACGAUAAGAUCUACUUUUUCUUCAGCGAGCGUGCCGUGGAGCUGGACUGCGACGGGGAACUGACCGUGGCAAGGGUAGCCAGAGUGUGUAAGGGUGAUCUUGGGGGCACUCGGACCCUGCAGAAAAAGUGGACCACCUUCCAAAAAGCCCGACUCAUCUGCUCCCUCCCGGAACGUCACAUUACCUUCAACAACCUUAGAGCUGUUUUCACCCUCCCUGGAGCCGACUGGAGGACCACGACUUUCUACGGGCUCUUCCACGCUCAGUGGGGAGAUGUGGAUGUCUCAGCAGUGUGUCAGUAUCACAUUGGCGAGGUGAAGGGUGUGUUCGAUGGGCCGUAUAAAGAGUACCGCGAGAACUCUCAAAGAUGGGGCAGGUACGUCGGCACCGUACCCAGCCCCCGCCCUGGAGCAUGCAUCACUAACGUGGACAGGGAGAAUGGUUAUAACAGCUCCAUGCAGUUGCCUGACGCUACGCUCAACUUUGCCCGGAAGCAUCCGCUGAUGGAGCAGAGAGCUGAAGCUCGCCCCCUGCUGCUCACCAAGGGCAUAAACUUCACCCGCCUCGCCGUGGACCGGGUCAACUCUCUCGACCAGAGACCUUACAACAUGCUCUUCAUCGGCACAGCUGAUGGUUGGCUGCAGCGUGUGUUAAUCCUGGGUUCAGAGACUCACGUGAUUGAAGAGAUUCAACUCUUUGACUCCCCUCAGCCUGUGGAGACUAUCACCAUCUCACACACAAAGAAGUAUUUAUACAUUGGCUCGCGAUCUGAGGUGCUCCAGCUGCCAUUGGCUAAUUGCAGUCGCUAUCAUUCCCAGCCAGACUGCCUGCUGUCCAGAGACCCUUACUGUGCAUGGGACAGUGAGGGCAGAGCCUGUGUCCGGAUCGACCUUCACCGAGGGUCCACCUCCACCCUGUCUCAGGACCUCAUGUUGGAGAGGUUUAACAGAGGCAAGGCCAAAUUUGACAAGCCCAUCUCUAUACCAAGCCCUGACCCAUCCAGGUUGAGGAAUGUGACCGUGGUUGUGGGUUCUGACCUGGUUCUGCCCUGCAAUCUUGUAUCGAAUCUGGCGCAACCAACCUGGGUCUUAAAUGACAAGGAGCUCCUGCUGACGUCCGGAGAAGGUUCCACGGGGCCACGGUUCGACCGCACUCUCCGAGCCCUGGUCAUUCCCCAGGCAGGGGGCCUCCAGGCGGGCCGCUACACCUGCUACUCAGAGGAGCAGGGGGUGAAGUUUCAGACAGAACGUUACCUGGUCUCCGUGGUGGCCAGUGCUCCGGUCUACAUGGAAGCCAGGGCACCGGACAGCAGCAUGGGACUCUUCUGGGUUCUGGUUAUCACUUUGGGUGCAGCUUGCCUCCUUCUUCUGGUGGUGGCGCUCUACUUGCGCAGGCGUCUGAAACUGGCUUUGGGCAAAGGAGCGGAGAUGAAGCCACUGGAGAGCACGUUGGUCUACCCAAUCACAUUGCCCAAAGAGCCGCCAACCUUCGUGCCCAGCAAAAUGUCCAACGAUGAAGACCGGUUCUGGGAGACGGGCGCCAAUUACUACUACUCGGACGGCUCGCUGAAGAUCGUGCCGGGUCAUGCCCUUUGCCCAACUGCCAGCACGACGUCCCCCACCGCCAUCCCAGGCCAGCCAAUCCAUUCGCCAAGCAGACUUAGCCUCACCAACAUCCGAAGUUCGGCUGGUAACGGCUACAUCAGGCUAAACCUGAGCAACGCUGGGGAAGAGCGAGGAGUUGGAGAUGGAGUCGGAAGCAGAGUUGGUGGGUUGGGCCUUGGAGGAGGCAGUAACGACUACUCCAGCCCGUUUAAGGAGGAGCUCCGGAGGACUCUUCAGCAGAGGAGCGUCCUUCCUGAUGCUAACCCUGAAGAAUCCUCCGUGUAGUCCUCGGGAGACGGGGACGGACAACAACUCACCUACCUCCCUCCUUCAUGGAGUCCUUCUCUGUCUCUCUCUCUCGUUCUCACAUCCUUCUCAAUCCGUUUCCUCUAUGCCGACACUUGGUGACGUAAAUGGCAUGAGUGUUUCCUAGCAAAGCGUUAAACAUAAAAACUGCUUCACUACAAAAUUGUGUUCCCAAAAAAAAA